Messenger RNA from Protopolystoma xenopodis, 483 nucleotides. Lineage: Eukaryota; Metazoa; Platyhelminthes; Monogenea; Polystomatidea; Polystomatidae. The record is from the annotation of a GenBank genome assembly.
AUGAGAUGCAUAAGAGUGCUGAAGAGUGAGCACAACGAAGAGGAUGUCGGCGAUGAGAACGCAUUUGUAAGCUAUGGCAACGGAAGAAGGGCCAUUGAGCGUGCGAGAGAAGACGCCUUGAUCGCUUGGAAAGUUAUUUUUUCUUGCCAUGGUGGUCAGGUUGAUCUUUUAGACUCAACCCGCAGGUUGUACAGCCGAAAAGGAUGUGAACGACCCUUUGGCGUCGUUUGUGUCCACGAUGAGCAGGUUCAUGAUGAUGAGUGCAAUGAAGAGUUAUUAUGUGACGGAAUUCAAUGGGCAAGAGUUAAAGUUGAACUCGAUUUCUGCUGCAUCAAUUAUAAUCCCAACCUUGCUGUGCUUAUUUGUCUUGAUUCUGUAUCCCCUGGUGUCUCCUCAAAUCCCUUGACAAUUGCCACUCUCGCAAUCACUCUGUGGCUUGAGUCCACCCGAACGAAAUACGCUCGUCUUGAUCAGUUGGAAUGA